Molecule: messenger RNA, 2233 nt
Organism: Vigna radiata var. radiata (mung bean)
Lineage: Eukaryota; Viridiplantae; Streptophyta; Magnoliopsida; Fabales; Fabaceae
Product: isoleucine N-monooxygenase 2-like
Exons: 5
Coding region: 5-2233 (742 amino acids)
Molecular function (GO): oxidoreductase activity, acting on paired donors, with incorporation or reduction of molecular oxygen; heme binding; monooxygenase activity
Source: RefSeq, a predicted model, not a curated record
UUCCAUGGAACAUCUUCCAAUUCAUCUUGCACANGAAGCAUGGCUUGGUGGUCCAGUGCAAUAUAGGUGGAUGUAUCCGUUUGAAAGGUUCAUGGGAGAGUCUAAACGUUCAGUCAAAAACAAAGCCAGAGUGGAAGGAUCAAUUUGUUCAGCUUACUUGCAUCGUGAGACAACGUACUUUUGUUCUCAUUAUUUCAACAACUUCAUGUUGAAACCGAUCAAUGUUAGGAAUGAAACACAAUCUGCCACAUCUCAUUCAACUUUGUCAGUGUUUCGACAAGUGGGCCGUCACGCAGGCAAAGAGUUCACUCAUUGGUUAAGUGAUGCUGAAUUCAACUCUGCCCACGUCCAUAUCUUAAUUAAUUGCCUUGAAGUUAAGGUGUACCUUGACUCAUUUCUUGUGGCUAUGCAAGUUCCAGAAGGGAGUUCUUCCGCUAUAAUACACUCACAGUUCCCUCAGUGGUUUAGAGAUCAAGUUCAUAACCAGCCAUUAAGUCCCUUAAUUCAAGAUCUACGGGAAUUGUCAAAUUGGCCCAUGAGAUGUNUCAAAGAAUGGCACACGUAUUUUGUAAAUGGGUACAAGUUCCACACCGAUGCAUGGUCGAAAGGAAAAAAGACAACUAAUUUUGGGGUGUUCGUUAAGGGCCUUACUGAGGGUGGUUAUGAUGACUUCUAUGGUAUUAUUGAAAAAAUUUAUGAGCUGGAGUAUAAUACUUCAAGUACUCCAAAGAGGAAAUGGUCCAAGAAACAAAAACCAAAACUUCCCCCAGGUCCCAAACCAUGGCCUGUGGUGGGCAACCUUCCUGCCAUGUUAGCAAACAAACCUGUUCAUCGAUGGAUACACAAUCUCAUGAAAGAAAUGAACACUGAGAUUGCAUGUAUCCGCCUAGGAAAUACCUAUGUUAUCCCAGUCACAUGUCCCACCAUUGCCAGACAGUUUUUGGGUGAACAGGAUGCAACUUUUGCAUCAAGAUCACUAACCACUUGCACUGAUCUCAUUAGUGGCGGAUAUUUAACCACAAUUUUAGUGCCAUUUGGGGACCAGUGGAAGAAAAUGAAGAAAAUCUUAAGCAGUGCUUUGCUUUCCUCACAAAAGCACCUAUGGCUCCAUGACAGAAGGACCGAAGAAGCUGACAACCUUAUGUUUUACGUCUACAACAAAAGCAAAACUGUGAACAAUGGUGUUGCUGGCCUUGUGAACAUUCGAAGUGUUGCAAGGCAUUAUUGUGGCAACGUUAUGAGGAAAAUUCUUUUCAGUACAAGGUAUUUUGGGAAGGGUAGGAUGGAUGGAGGACCAGGUUUUGAGGAGGAAGAACAAGUUGAGUCCGUCUUCGUUUUACUUAGGUAUCUUUAUGCUUUUUCUAUUUCUGAUUUUAUCCCAUGCUUGAGGAGACUUGACUUAGAUGGACACCAGAAGAAGGUCAAGGAAGCUUUGAAAGUCAUGAAGAAAUAUCAUGAUCCCAUCGUUCAAGAAAGAGUUAAACAAUGGAAUGAUGAAGCAAAGAUUGAUGAACAAGACUGGCUUGACAUUUUGAUCUCCUUGAAAGAUGCCGACAACAAUCUAUUAUUGACAAUGGAAGAAAUUAGUGCACAAAUUGUGGAAAUAUUGAUUGCAACAGUGGACAAUCCAUCGAAUGCUUUUGAAUGGGCUCUCGCUGAAAUGAUAAACCAACCAAAUUUGCUCCAACGAGCCAUUGAAGAAUUGGAUAGUGUGGUGGGAAAAGAGAGGUUGGUUCAAGAAUCAGAUAUACCAAAUCUCAACUUUGUAAAGGCCUGUGCAAGAGAAGCUUUUCGCCUUCAUCCAUUGGCAGCUUUUAAUGUUCCUCAUGUCUCAAUGAGUGAUACAACUGUAGGAAAUUACUUCAUCCCGAAGGGUAGCCAUGUAAUACUAAGUAGAAGAGAACUUGGAAGAAACCCUAAAGUGUGGAAUGAACCCCUGGAGUUUAAACCAGAACGUCACCUUAAGAGUGAUAAUGGGUCUAAUGUAGUUUUGACAGAGCCAAAUUUGAGGUUCAUAUCUUUCAGCACAGGAAAGCGUGGUUGUCCUGGAGUUACGCUUGGGACCACAAUGACCGUGAUGCUAUUUGCAAGGUUGCUUCAUGGCUUCACUUGGACUGCCUCAUCCAAUGUUUCAAAAAUAAACCUAGCUGAGUCCAAUGAUGGUUUAAAUCUUGCAGAGCCACUUAUGGCAGUUGCUAAGCCCAGAUUACCACCACAAUUAUAUCACCUUUAA